AGCAAAUCAGGGCUGUAGGUUUAGAAAAAUAACACAGUAUUAGCGAAAUAUAAAUGAUAUGAACACCUUAUUUUGUCUGUAUUACGCCGAAGAUGUCUUGCCUAGGUUAGGGAGGGGAGAACAUUGUCUCGGCUUUCUGUUGAAGAAUCGUAGAUUGGUGAGGUGGUGCGGCCGAAUGCCAUAGGACAGGACAGGUGCGGCCCCAAACAUCGAGAAAAACACACCAGCGUGAUGAAGAGGGCAUGCGGCUUUGUUGUUUUUCGAUGGAUGAAUGGUCAGCUGGAGUAUUUACUUCUGCAAGCUUCUAAUGGAGUCCACCACUGGACACCGCCAAAAGGUCAUGUAGAUCCAGGGGAAGAAGACUUAACAACUGCAUUCAGAGAAACAGAGGAAGAGGCAGGGCUGAAGUCAACCCAGCUGAAAGUUCUGAAUGGUUUUCAGAGUAAGAUAAGUUACACGGCGUGGGGUCGCCCGAAGGAGUCGGUGUACUACCUGGCCGAGCUGCGCGACGCCGGCGCACCGGUGCUGAUCUCGGAGGAGCACUCCGACUGGUGCUGGGCGCCCGUGGAGCGGGCCUGCCACCUCGUCAGCUAUGCCGAGAUGCAGGGCGUGCUGAGGGAGGCCGAGCGCUUUGUGACCGGCGCCGCGCCCGACGCUCGGGGCUGAGCUGGAGGCGGGAGGGGGCGGCCCCCAGGCGGCCC
Molecule: messenger RNA, 701 nt
Organism: Pollicipes pollicipes
Lineage: Eukaryota; Metazoa; Arthropoda; Thecostraca; Pollicipedomorpha; Pollicipedidae
Product: bis(5'-nucleosyl)-tetraphosphatase [asymmetrical]
Exons: 3
Coding region: 232-666 (144 amino acids)
Biological process (GO): ATP biosynthetic process; AMP biosynthetic process
Molecular function (GO): bis(5'-nucleosyl)-tetraphosphatase (asymmetrical) activity
Source: RefSeq, a predicted model, not a curated record